AUGUCCUUGGCAACAGAUCGAAAAGCUGAAUUAGAACAAAAGAAGGAGAGACUGCGAGCGCUCCGGGAGGAGAAAUUUCGAAGAGAGGAACUCAGACGCCAGGGUCUUAGCGGAUUUAGUAGUACACCAUCUUCAACAGCUGAUCUUCAUGGUGAAGCUGAUGCCCUCUUAAAAAAUCUCGGCAUUGGUCCUCUUAAUGAACCGGAUGUGUCCGAUAUAAGCAUGGUUUCGCUUGUUCCAAACGAAGAAGCCACAAAACCUGUUCCUAUAACAAAACGCCCAAAGAAAUUACAAUAUUGUCUCGUGUCAGAGUUUGAUGUUCAGCCACAUCCUCGUGAUAGUUACGCCAAGGAAACUCAAACUAUUGCAAUUAACAUCAAUCCUGAUGCGGGUACCAUGGAUUAUUAUGUUCUCACCUACGAUGAUUCCCCAGCCGAACACGAUGGUCAUUUGGUUGGCACCCCUUCGGAGGAUGAACGAGUUGACGCUAAGAUGUUGAAAAGUGUGCAUGGCGAGAUUCCCAAGCAGAGUGCUCCCAUUCCCAAGGAGGAAUUAGAGGAGUCUGUCCUUGUGGAGCUAACCGAGGAACAGAAACAGCAGAUGCUUCUCUCAGAAGGUUUUCGUAGUUUCUUUGAUCGUUCCUCCCGCAUUGUUGAAAGAGCCCUCUGUGAAAAGAGUCAAUUCUAUCAGAGUGACUUGGAAAGCAGUCCUCAGACUGGAGAAUCACGAGAAAAUCUACUGCCGCACGUUUUGGAUCUCUAUUCAGAGCGUUGGAGCAGCAAACGCACUGUAGUGGAUCUUGAUUGGUCGCCAGUUUUCCCUGAACUUCUACUAGCCGCCUAUAGCGCCAAUGAAGAGACGAAUCAAGAGCCGGCUGGUUGCUGUAUGGUCUGGAACCUCAAGUUUCCCACUCGUGGUUCGCCUGAAUUUCGCUUCCAUUGUAAUGAACCAAUCACUGCUGCAGCUAUGGUGCGCUUUCAUCCCAACUUAGUGAUUGGUGGAACUUAUUCGGGGCAGGUCGUGCUUUGGGAUAGCCGUUCCAAUAAGCGGACACCGGUGCAGCGAAGUACAUUCACAGCAGUCGCUCAUACGCAGCCGGUCAACUCGGUUCAAGUGAUCGGGUCUCAGAAUGCUCAUAAUGCAAUAACACUGAGUUCUGAUGGAACAAUGUGCUCAUGGAGUCUGGAUAUGUUGGGUGCUCCAAGGGAACAUAUUCGUCUCUGCGAAAACCCUGAUAUUCCCCCAGGGAUCUUUGAUCUCUAUUCCACAUGCAUGGCUUUCUUCGCUGGCGAUCAGAAUAAUUUUGUGGUUGGCACUGAGAGUGGUAACAUCUACACCGACCAACGCCAUUCCAGCCGUACUGCUGAUGGUCAUGGGGGUAGUGGCGGUCGUCGACUUCAAUCCUACCGUGGUCAUUCCACAGUAGUGAGUGGAAUUGCAACACAUCCAUCAUCCUGCGCUAUAUCCUUCUCUCACAUCUUCCUGUCCUCUUCACUCGAUUGGACAGUUCGAUUGUGGUCGGUGCGUGAUCACCAUACACCACUGCACACCUUUGACGACUAUUCUGAGUGCGUUUACGGUGUUGAUUGGAGUCCCAUCCAUCCUGCUCUCUUUGCGGCUUGUGAUGGCACUGGCCGCCUAGACAUAUGGAAUCUUAAUGACGACAUUGAGGUCCCAACUGCUCAGUGGAUAAACAAGAAACACUGGGCCAUGAAUAAGGUGAAAUGGGAUAUCACAGGUCAACAUAUCGCUGCUGGAGAUGAUGAAGGCCAUGUGCAUGUUUGUGCAGUUGCGAGUCAAUUAGCGGUGCCGGGUCCAGAGGACGCAACGCGAUUGGCUCAUGUAUUUUCAAAUCUCAAAGCCACUUCUACUAAUCAAAACGGUUUUUUCUAA
Molecule: messenger RNA, 1893 nt
Organism: Rodentolepis nana
Lineage: Eukaryota; Metazoa; Platyhelminthes; Cestoda; Cyclophyllidea; Hymenolepididae
Source: the annotation of a GenBank genome assembly